AUGUCUACUCAUUCUUCUCUCAUCACAUUUCCUUUGACAACUCUCAAGUUUCAGGUUCACCGGUUUCGGUGCCAACCCAGUUGUUUCUCUAGAAGUUCAAAAACUUACCUUCCUCAUCAAGCUUUAUAUACUCGCACCACUUCAGUUAAAGCAUUGGUGGCUGACAAUAAUGAGCCUAAUGAGGUCAAGAUGCAGAUCGGGAUUGUGAAGGAGAAAUUAAAAGAAGUAUUGCCAAGUCCAGUUCAAGAAUUUCCUUGGAGAAAAGCUCAACAUACACUUCUCGACAGACUACCACUUCUUGUGCAAGAGGCGUUAAAGUGGUCACUUAUUGCAUAUUUCAUCAUUAGCUCCUUAUCUGAUGUUGCGUAUACAUUCUAUAUAAAUCGGGAACUAAUCAUUCCCGUUGGUCUCUUUGUUGGCUGCCUUAUGGCUGAUUUCUUAAAGGAGAUAUCUCUGGAAUUGUUUCAUCAAUUGGAGGAGAUUGAUUUGAAAUGGCGUCGGUUGGGAUUGUGUAGUCUUUUUGUGUUGGUCAAGUUAACGUCGACAUGGUUCUCAAUACAAUGGGGCGUGUUUCUUUUGCAUGUUGCAAAUGGUGGCCUGAUGCAGCUACUUUGGUAUUGGAGAAAUUUUAUGGAAGAUGCGAAAAACGUACGAGAAAUGAGGAAUGCUUUGGAGGCAUAA
Messenger RNA from Lathyrus sativus (Indian pea), 681 nucleotides. Lineage: Eukaryota; Viridiplantae; Streptophyta; Magnoliopsida; Fabales; Fabaceae. The record is from the annotation of a GenBank genome assembly.